This is a messenger RNA of Olea europaea var. sylvestris, 2112 nucleotides long. RefSeq names its product pentatricopeptide repeat-containing protein At2g22410, mitochondrial-like. Bases 1 to 2112 code for a protein of 703 amino acids. Gene Ontology annotation, molecular function: protein binding; RNA binding. The transcript is spliced from 4 exons. Lineage: Eukaryota; Viridiplantae; Streptophyta; Magnoliopsida; Lamiales; Oleaceae. Gene Ontology annotation, biological process: RNA modification. The record is from RefSeq and is a predicted model, not a curated record.
AUGUAUAACACCUUAAUUAGGGCCUAUGCGAAUGGUGAACACCCAGAAAAUGCUAUCUUGCUUUACCAACAAAUGGUUUGUUCUGGUAUUUUCCCAAACGAAUUUACUUUCCCUUUUAUACUCAAAGCGUGCGCGACUCUUCAGGCGUACCGAGAAGGGGUUUUAGUUCUUGUUCAUGUGAUGAAGUUGGGGUUUUUUGAGUCUCAUAUUUGCGUGCAGAAUGGGCUUAUAAAUUUUUAUGUUGGCUGUGGAAUGGUUGAUUGUGCCCAAAAAAUCUUUGAUGGUGUUGAGGAUAGGACUAUAGUUUCCUGGAACUCAUUGAUCCAUGGGUAUUCAAAGAUGGGUUGUUGGAAACAAGCUUUGUUACUGUUCUGUGAGAUGAGAGAAGGAGGGUUCGAACCGGAUGACCGUACCUUAGUUAGUUUGCUCUCAGUUUGUUCGGGAAACUAUGAUCUCAAGUUAGGGAGGUUUCUUCAUUGGUAUAUGGAAAUUACUGGGGUUCAUUUUGAUGUUUAUGUGCACAAUGCACUUCUGGACAUGUAUGCCAAGUGUGGACAUUUGCAGACAGCUGGAGCUGUUUUCAAUCGAAUUAUUGAUAAAAAUGUCGUUUCCUGGACUUCCAUGAUUAGUGCAUAUGCCAAACACGGAUUCGUGGAAUUAGCUAAGAAUGUUUUUGAUCAAAUGCCUGUGAAAAAUGUGGUUUCUUGGAAUUCUAUGAUUUCCUGUUUUCUCCAUAAUGGUUACUAUAGAGAAGCUCCGGAUGUUUUUUCCAAAAUGUGUAAUUCUGGAACGCUUCCUGAUGAAACUACUAUAAUUAGUGUUCUUUCAGCCUGUAGUCAACUUGGUGAUUUAGCGACAGGAUGGAAAUUCCAUAGCUAUGUCCAUGAUAAUAUUAUGAAACCUACUGUUACUUUGUACAAUGCACUUAUAGACAUGUAUGCAAAAUGUGGUUCCACGGAGAAGGCACUAGAUGUCUUCCUUGAGAUGCCGGAGAAGAAUAUUGUCACGUGGAAUACUAUAAUUAGUGCCCUCGCAUUGCAUGGUUGUGGAUUUAAAGCCAUUGAACUUUUCGAAGAGAUGGAAGCUGAAGGGGUACAUCCUGAUGCAAUCACCUUCACUGGCUUGCUUUCGGCUUGUUGUCAUGGUGGUUUCAUUGAUGUUGGAAGAUUCUUUUUCCACAAAAUGAUUCACAUUUACAAAAUACCCCAUGAUACUGAGCACUAUGCCUGCAUGGUUGAUAUUCUCGGUCGUGGAGGGCUUUUGGAAGAGGCGCUUCAGCUGGUUGGAAAAAUGCCAAUGAAGCCAGACAUAGUUAUCUGGGGUACUUUGCUCGGUGCUUGUAGAACUCAUAGAAAUGUGGAAAUAGCAAAACUCGUCUUAAAGCAGCUACUGGAGUUGGAAACAUAUAGUGGAGGGCUGUAUGUGCUCAUGUCAAACAUAUUCUGUGAAGCUGGAAGAUGGGAAGACAUGAAAAAGACGAGGAAACUAAUGAAGGAUCAUGGUGUCAGAAAGAGUGAUGCAGUUAGCUCUAUUGAAAUUGGAGGCAGCAUUUCUGACUUCAUGGUUGAAGACAAGAGACGUGAAGCUUCUGAUGUAAUUUACACCGUGCUCAAUCAGUUGACAGACCAAUUAAAGUCUCGAUGCAGUCUUACGAGGGAAUUCUUAGAGGCCAAGGAAAUUUGGAGCUUUGAAGAAAAUGAAGUUUUACGGCAGAAACUUUUAAGUAGUGUGGCAAUGGGACUCUGUAGCUUGAUCUUUUCCAACCUUAAGAGAAAACCUUUCGCGCUGAAUCAUAUGGUUCUACAUCAUCAGAAGUGGGAUCCCUUCUUAGUCCAAUUAAUCCCUAACUCAGAUACUAGUGAUACUAUGAAACACAAAAGCGUGCUUGCUGUUCCUACAAAACAUGCAAUUGAGUUAAUUUCACAUUUUUGCAAACCGCCCUAUGGUUGGCUACACUGCUUUGGCAGCUCAAACAUUGGCUUCACUGCUUUGGCAGCUAAGUUGUCAAACUUGAUUGUACAACUAGCAUGGUCAGAGGCGGAACCAGACGACUUGAUUACCAAAGAAAAUUCCUUCCUUGAGUGUUCGGUUAUAGGCGCUUUCAUAAUUUAA